Molecule: messenger RNA, 3405 nt
Organism: Siniperca chuatsi (mandarin fish)
Lineage: Eukaryota; Metazoa; Chordata; Actinopteri; Centrarchiformes; Sinipercidae
Product: osteoclast stimulatory transmembrane protein
Exons: 3
Coding region: 83-1489 (468 amino acids)
Cellular component (GO): membrane
Source: RefSeq, a predicted model, not a curated record
GAGAAGUUCCCCUUUUAACCUUCACAGUCCUCCAACACUUCCCACUCCUGUUUUUCCUUAAACUCAUAAUUUCAUAGAGAGAAUGAAGUUCAUCACAGAGAAUGUUAUUAUGCCUUUCAGGAAUAGAACAGGAUCUUGCAGACAGGCUCUAAAAUCUGUCCUGCUUUAUCUCUGGGAUGUUUACUCUGCACCUACACCUGCUGGCAGAGACGUCCUGACUCUGCUGUCUCUCUGUUUCACACUUGCCAUCAUCACUGGUGGCCUGCUUCAUCACUGGCUGUCAAAGACUCUGAAAUACAACCAUGAAGCGUCCAUUCAGAUCGCCUGCAUCUACAGUGUGGCCAUGUUUGUGGUCUCAUUCCUGUGUCACCCUCUGCGCUGUGUACUGACCAUGAUUCUGCCCACUGUCUGCACCAAACAGGGACGCAAACUCCUCAUCUCAGUCUCUGUCAUGAUUUUAGUUUUCAACAUCGUCCCUAAUAUUACAGUGAAUGUAGGGGCGACUGCACGCAUUCUGAAGUGCACUGCUGAGGGUUUCACAAAGACUUUAUUAAACUCAUCUGAACCUUUGAACAAAGCAAAGCGAGACCUUGUUGAGGAAACCAUCAAAGUGAAGAGGGAAGACUUGAGCAUUGUCACUAACUUGAGGAAGUUAGAGCACUUCACACAUGUUGAUGUGUCAGAAGUCAAAAGCAGAUUUACUAAGAUGAUUGGGCAGAUAGAGGUCAACUUCUCACAUGCCAGAAACCUGCUAAAAGAAUACAAACUACUAUCAAACCGGAUCCUUGCUGCUAUUUUUGUUGCUUUGUUAAUCUUUGAAUCUGCACGCUACUUGAAAUCUUUUCUGACAUCAGUUCAGUUUGAUAAUGGCUACGUCUCCAAAGAGCUCCUGCAAAAAGCGACUCAUGCUGGUAACAAAAGGCCAGCUAAAAAUGAAACUUGUCCCACAAGCUGCAAAAUAACAAGUCAGGAAUGUACCUCCUGUUUCAUAGCACUGGUCGUGGUAACAUUAUAUUUCAUUGCAAUAACUUUAAUAGUAGCUUUGGAUCAUGUUGUGUAUCAUAUAGUUCAGGUGAUUGUGCCGUGGUUUCUGGAUUUUCCACCAACAUCUGCCAGCAUAAGUGUUAAUUAUAAGGUUCAGUGGUUCCCCCCAGCUUUUUGUAUUAUUCCACAAUCCUGUGUCACACGGGAGCUCACAAACUUCCACAGGGAUUACAAGUGGACCUUCAACCCCGAGCCGUUGCUCUGUGAUGUGACAACUUCAGCCCCGAACCUGGGAGUCACACUCCUGCUGGGAUGUCUCUGGCUGAUGAGCUACUCUUUGGUGUUCCUCGAGGUUUAUGCCAGACGGCUGCGCAGGAAAAUCUCUGCAUCCUUUUUUAGAAAGCAGGAGGAGAGGAGAACGGCUUACUUGAUGAAGAAAAUACAAGUGAAGCAGAAUAAAAAAGAACAAAAAGAGACUAUUUCUGUUGAGGUUGCCAGUGGGUGAACUUUCACUGUACAAUGCAAUGCUUGUCUUAUUUUUCUGUUGGUGUUUUUAGCCAUGCUAGUGGCGUGGCUUUAGGGAAGGCAAUGUUCAUCUGUCCCAACAGACCAACAGACUGAAAUAUUACAUGGCUUGCCAUGAAAUGUUGUACAGACAUUCAUGGUCCCUGAAGGAUAAACUCUACUGACUUUGGUGAUCCCCUGACUUUUCCUCUAGCGCCAUCAUGAUGUUCACAUUUAAGUUUUUAGUGAAACGUCUCGACAACUAUUGGAUGAAGUUCACAGACAUUCAAGGUGCUCAGCUGAUGAAUCCUCAUGACUUUGGUGAAACCAUAACUUGUCAUGUAGUGCCAACAACAGGUCAAUGUUUAAUUUGUCCAAUGAAAUCUCUACAUCUACUUGAUGCAUUGGCACAAAAUUAUUAGAUUCAUGGUUCCUACACAGUGUAUGUAAUGGCUUUGGUGAUCCCCUGACUUUUUCUCUAGUGCCUCAUGAGGUUGAUUUUUGUGGUUUUGAGUGAAAUAGCUCAACAAAGAUUGGAUGGAUGAAAUGUUGCAACAUUCAUGUUCCCCUCAGGAUGAAUUGUACUAACUUUGGUGAUCUCUUAAACUUUAAUCCAGCGCCAUCAUCAGGUCAAAAUGUUAUCCACUACUAUGUUAUGUUUAUGUUUAUGAUGAAAUACCUGCAAAACUAAUCACAUUCCCAGCUUCAGUUGUACUUUGUGUUUAGUGCUAAUCAGCAAAUGUUAGCAUGCUAACAUGCAAAAACUAAGAUGGUUAACAUGGUCAAGAUUAUGAGCAUGUUCGCAUGCAAACGUUAGCAUUUAGUUUAAAGCACUGCUGAGGUAAGUACAGCCUCACAGGGCGGCUGGCUGUGGGCUGGUGAGUCUUAGUCUUGUUUUUUUCAGGUUUGUGUUGCAAUGUGCUUUUGCUGAGUUUCUGUUUUAGCAAAACAAACUGAAGAUACAGCAUGAGUCACUGUACCAACACCUUUUCCUCUACAAGCGUGUCAACAGUCGACAGCAUCCCCACACUUAAAGCUGAUGUGGUUUUUGUAUACGUACAACCACAUCCGCUCAGUUUGGAAAUUUUUCACACAAAAGUCACAAGGCACAUGUUUGACUGUAAAUUUUUAUUUUCAUGUAGUGUGUAUGAAUUGUUUUUCUUGUGUGGUUCAAUAUAAAUGUGUUAUUUCUUGUUUUUUUUUUACCCCUCAGCCCCACUAGAUGCCACUAUGGUGCUUUGGACAGAUGAGGACAGAGAAUAUCAAAGUGUGGAAAUGAACAGUAAAAUAUUGAAUCUUACAUUUGUUUUAUAUUGUAUCAGCCUAGAUCAUUUUAAUAGAUUAAAUGAAUCUGUUUCAUGCACACAUCCAAUAAUUCACUAGCCUAUUUUAAUCAGUGUGCCCUUACAAAAAAAAUCACUUCCUUUCUCUGAAAAAGUCCUUUUGCAUUUCAUCAGUACGCUUCUGCCUAAAACUCCUGUGAGGCUUCGGGAGGUUAUUUUAAGACAUCAUCCCAGAAUAAUAAUAGAAUACCUCUUUAUCAUCUAUUUUUAAUCCUAACUUUUUGUACACUUCAUGAUUGUCUCAAAAAUCAGCAGCCUGUGUAAAGAUGAUACAUUAUUGUUGGUCCAUAAAUGAUGAAUUAUUCAUGUAUUUUCUGUUUCUAUGAAUUCUCACAUCAGUGUGUUGCUUACUAUGUGUGUGUGUGCCAGCUCUGGGCUUAUUCUGGUUGGAAAAGCAGUGAACUGAAAGAUUGAUUAUUGUUAAAAUGUAAAUACAAAUGUAACUGUCGACAUCCAAUUUUUCCUUGAUUCUUUUAGUAGAUUUAAGGUUGGGAAAAUCUACUUAUUCUGUACUAUCAUACUGUAUAUGUUCUGUAUCAGCUUGUUCCAGCUCUUCAUUGAAGCUAUAUGAUGU